Stereum hirsutum FP-91666 SS1 is the source of this 1098-nucleotide messenger RNA. RefSeq lists its product as uncharacterized. Gene Ontology annotation, molecular function: GTPase activity; GTP binding. The record is from RefSeq and is a predicted model, not a curated record. NCBI's taxonomy places the organism in Eukaryota, Fungi, Basidiomycota, Agaricomycetes, Russulales, Stereaceae. The transcript has 7 exons. Bases 1 to 1098 code for a protein of 365 amino acids. Gene Ontology annotation, biological process: cellular response to amino acid stimulus; regulation of autophagy; cellular response to starvation. Gene Ontology annotation, cellular component: fungal-type vacuole membrane; Gtr1-Gtr2 GTPase complex; nucleus.
AUGAGCGACGAUAUUUACAGGACGAAAAUCCUACUGCUCGGCCAGCGAAGGAGUGGGAAGACGUCCAUCCAACAAGUCCUUUUCAACGAGGGCGUCCCCAAGCAGACGUUCUAUCUGGAGCCCACAACCCGUAUCCUGAAGCACAGAUACGAUACAGUCAUUCCACUCGAGAUUUGGGACUGUCCUGGGAAUGCCACAACAGACUCCCUCGGUGUUCCUCUCUCCCGUUUCUCCCUCAUCAUCUUUGUCAUUGAUAUCCAAGACUCUUAUCCACACCCCAUCUCUCGUCUUCUCCACUUCUUCACACAAGCGUAUCAGGAAUGCCCCACCACCCCGCUCGAAGUCUUUGUACACAAGUCCGAGGCAAUCGCUGAUGAGUACAAGUACGAAUCCUUCCGUCCCCUCCACGACCGCAUUCUCGACUCGCUCGAAGACGCCCUCGCCGAAUCCGAUCCCUCCAACGACGCCAUCGACAUGAUACCGAUCAACUUCCACCUCACGUCUAUAUACGAUCACUCCUUGCACGAGGCAUUCUCGAAGGUGCUGGGCAGGAUUGUGGAUUCGUUGCCUUGGUUGGAGGAGUUGUUGAAUUCGUUUUGUGCGAAUUCUCAAGCCUCAAAAGCGUACAUCUUCGAUAUAAAGUCGGGACUGCGGGUGGCGCACGAUGGGUCUCCGCCAGUGGGUGCGACGCACGAACUUUGUUGUGAUUAUAUCAAGACUUUGAAUGCUUUUGGACCUUUAUACAGAUCAGAAUCUGACAGUCCGCUGCGUCUGUGCUCUGUCGCUCCAACUCCGAAGACUACAUCUUACACACCAUCGUCUCAAUCACCCUCACCACAAACAUCCACAACCCACCCACAACUUCCCUUCUACCCCUCCUCCUCCCUAUCCCUCUCCUCCCAAUCCAACGCCACCCAAGGGACAACGAUAACUUAUCACCAACUCACGCCUCAUCUCGCUCUUCUGGCUGUGUUGCCUACUAGUAUUUGGGAGGGGAGGAGAGGAUUGGUGGAGUAUAAUGUUGUGUGGAUGAGGGAGGGUGUUAGGGAGAUUUGGGAGGAGGAGUGGGGAGCGAGGGGGGUGGGGAGUGAGGCGUAG